This is a messenger RNA of Triticum turgidum subsp. durum (durum wheat), 678 nucleotides long. The record is from the annotation of a GenBank genome assembly. Lineage: Eukaryota; Viridiplantae; Streptophyta; Magnoliopsida; Poales; Poaceae.
AUGAAAACUGCGGAAAGAGCCCAUCUGCCAAACAAAUUAUGGGAGAGAGUCAAACUACCCAGGAAUUAUGAGCAAGCAAUGGAAGUCAUCAAAAAACAUCUCGAACAUUGGCCGGAGCUACUUGUGCACAAGAUCAAACAACGCCUGACAAAAAUGACUCAGUAUCGCAUAAGGAUGAGGAGACUUCAACUUAAAGUGAGAGAGAAGAUAAUGACCGUCCCCAGGAGGAAGACUCAGCGCGAUCUCCAAAGAUUAGAGAAAGCUGAAAAGGCUGCUCAACUAGAGAAGAGUAUUGAAAGAGAACUAAUAGAGCGUCUGAGGAAAGGUGUUUAUGGUGGUGAAAUUCAUAAUGUCCCCCUCAAGCAGUUUGAUACUAUCCUUGACAUGGAAAAGGAUGAACUGGCUCCUGAGAUAGAAGAGGAAGAAGAAGGUGAGAUAGAGUAUGUUGAAGGUGCUGAUAUCGAGAUGGAUGAAAUGGAAGACAUGGAAGACUUUGAAGGCUUCGGUGGAGAAGAUGAUGAUGGAGAUGAAGAUGAUGGCCUGGAUGAGCCAUUAACAAAGAUGCCCAAGAGAUCGGGCUUCGAUAUAAGGUCAAAGAUUGGUCGCAAGUCUACGAAAGUAAUCACCGAGGUGGAACAAGACGAAAACAGGAAUAUCAGGCUAAGGAUGCAGAUGUGA